This is a messenger RNA of Cyprinus carpio (common carp), 3298 nucleotides long. RefSeq names its product triokinase/FMN cyclase (gene tkfc). Gene Ontology annotation, cellular component: cytosol. Lineage: Eukaryota; Metazoa; Chordata; Actinopteri; Cypriniformes; Cyprinidae. The record is from RefSeq and is a predicted model, not a curated record. Gene Ontology annotation, molecular function: glycerone kinase activity; ATP binding. Gene Ontology annotation, biological process: glycerol catabolic process.
AAAAAGAAGAAGAAGAAGAAGAAGAAGAAGUAGUAGUAGUCGCUUGUUUGCGGAAGUGAUCAUAGCCAAAGGGCGAACGUUAUGCAGGCAAUAAUGGAGGUGCGGAGGAAAUUAUUGAACUCGGUUGAAAAGUGCGUGGACGAGGCUUUGGAGGGUCUCGUCAGGAGUAACGUGGGUCUGGCGCUACUGCAGGGCCACAGAGUUGUGCUGCGGUCCGAUCUGGAGAGCAUUAAGGGAAAGGUAGCGCUCCUGUCCGGAGGAGGAUCCGGCCACGAACCCGCGCAUGCAGGUUACAUUGGUGUGGGAAUGCUGUCCGGAGCUGUGGCGGGGGCAGUAUUUGCGUCUCCUCCUCCAGGCAGUGUGCUGGCCGCCAUUCUGACUCUCUGGAAGGGAGGUGCUUCGGGAGUCCUGCUCAUUGUGAAGAACUACACAGGUGACCGCCUAAACUUUGGCAUAGCUGUUGAACAGGCCCGGUUGCAGGGCGUGCAGGUGGACAUGGUCAUUGUGGCCGAUGACUGCGCCUUCGCUCAGCCCAGCAAGGCCGGCAGGAGAGGCUUGUGUGGAACUGUGUUAAUUCAUAAGAUAGCUGGAGCUCUGGCAGAGAAAGGCUGUCCAUUGGAUGAAAUCGUAGCACGGGUUAACAAAGCAACAAAAAAUAUUGGCACGCUGGGUGUUAGUCUGUCUCCAUGCAGUGUGCCUGGAUGCCUUCCAUCUUUCCAGCUUCCACCAGGAGAGAUGGAGCUGGGACUGGGGAUCCAUGGAGAACCAGGUAUUAAGAGAUCAAAAGUGGCCUCUGCUGAUGAAGUUGUGCAAACUAUAAUAAGUCACAUAACCGAUUCCUCGAGCAAAUCACAUCUGUCCUUGAAAUCAGGAGACAAGGUGGUGCUGUGUGUGAAUAAUCUUGGUGGACUCUCAUGUUUGGAAAUAGCUGUGGUUUCUAAAGUGGCUGUACACUGCCUAGAGGAGCGUGGUGUGCUGGUUGUCAGGGUGAUGGCGGGAUCAUUUAUGACAUCACUGGAGAUGGUGGGAAUGUCUCUUUCUUUAAUGAAGGUCGAUGAAGAGAUGCUCAGACUGUUUGAUGCUAAAACCACAGCCCCGGCCUGGCCUAACCUCAGCACAAGCUCUGUGAGUGGGAGGAACAUGUUCAUCAAACCUGAAGAAAAACUUGCUGCAGCUUCAGAUAAUUAUAAUGAAGGUUCGCUGUCUUCAGUCAUUCGUCUGGUGUUGGAGUCCGUGUGCAAGAUCCUCCUGCAGCACCAAGAGGAACUCAAUGCUUUGGACCGUGCAGCAGGAGAUGGAGAUUGUGGGAGCACACAUGCUCUCUUAGCUAAUGCCGUUCAGGAGUGGCUCCACACUAGCAGGAUCCCUGGGAACCUUGGCAAGCUUCUAGCAGAUCUUGCUCUGUUGGUUCAGCAAAGCAUGGGAGGAUCAUCAGGGGCGUUAUACUGCAUCUUUUUGUCUGCGGCUGCCCCUCAUCUAAUGCAAAGCAGUGAUGGUGCAGCUUGGGCAAAGGCGUUGCAUGCCGGGACAGAAGCCAUGAAGAGAUAUGGAGGAGCUGAACCAGGGGACCGGACCAUGCUUGAUGCACUGUGCCCUGCUGUGGAAGAGCUGAUGAAACUUUCCACGGCGCCUCCUGAUGGCCACAUAGCUAUACUACAAUCAGCAGUGGAGAAAGCCGAUCUGGGGGCGGAAUCUACCCGCAAUCUCACUGCAAGGGCUGGACGUGCCAGUUACAUUGCGUCUGAACAUCUGACCCAGCCUGACCCUGGUGCUGUAGCGGUAGCUGCCAUUCUGAAGGCUAUACUCAACGCUUUGAAGGCCUAGAGAUAGAGAAGCUCACCAACAGUUUCUUAAGGAACAGUAAUGCAAAAGGCUGUAAACAAAACACGAGUUUGCAAGAUGAUGUGUGGAAUUUUAAAAUACAUUCUCCGAUCGCUGUUAAAUGUGAUUUUUCGUAGGUUGACAUCCUUAAAAGAGUGUAAAAGCUGUUGCUCAACACUCAACUAUGUUUGGCCCACAUAGAAGCAAUGGCUCAAUCAGUUGUGUGAGUUUGGUCCAAGAAACUCUUCGUCAUUUUUGCACUGCAAUUUGGUGCCACUUUUUAGCUUUAGCUUUUAAUGCUGGAUAUACUGAAUAAUUAAUCAAUGCACUUUCAUUAAUGAAACAAUGAGUGACUAAUACCAACCUGUGUUAAAAUGAGUGCUUUUUAGCUGAAUUGUUUUUUUUUUUCUUACUAUUAUAAACAAUUAUGGUCAUUUAAUGCAUGUAAUUUGUUUAUUACAAGUUUUGUUGAUCGCUUUGGUACUAUUAUCUCAAGUAUGUGGUAAAACCUCACAACUGUUAGUACAAAAUUCAAAGCAGAUCAUCAAAAAGGCUGUUUUUUCAAACAUCCAAUCACAUGUUCAGUUGACUAAGUACAAGUCACAAAAUUACACAUUAACUUUUUCACCACACCUAAUCAGUGUGUCAUCAAAGAAAUACCUUUCAUAUGAAGUACUUGUCUUUCACAAUGCAAUGCUCACAAUUCUUUUGAUAUACUUCUCUUCUGAUUUGAGUAAAUACAUUUGACCAACACUUAAUCCAACUGCUCUUAAUGGUUAAUCACUGAACCGCUUGGUAAACCUGUACAUUUUAAAUAGGUUUGUUAGCUAUGCAGUAUAUGGAUUUUGAGAUCCAUAAUAAAAAAAAAUGUGUUUUUGUGCAAACAUCUAAAUUUCAUGUAACCACACAUGAUGAAUACUCAUUAUUGCUAAUUGAGUUCACAUAGUGGUAAUCACAAUUGGUCACUAUAUAUAAACGUGGGGGUGUAAAUACUGGAAAUUUCUUUCUGUAAAAGUUGGGUAAUCUAAGUAUUGCCUAUUAUGAAAACUCUAAUCUGUCUUUUACAGUACUGUAGCAUACUUAUUUUAGCACUAAGGCCGUACUAAACUGAAAGAAGAUCAUACUGUUGUAUUUCGGUGAUUAAACCAAAUGUUGUCAUUACAUAUUACAAUAAUCUUGUGUUUGAAACCAUGAUUAUGUGGACUGAAGAUAUGUGCAACUGAAUAAAAGUAUUACAUCAGGUUUUGAAAAAAAGAAUGACAGGCACAAGCGUGAUCAGUUUGGAUUUUUGUACUAAGAGUUUUGAAAAAGAACACCUUGUGAAAUUAGUACCAAAGAGAUCAAAAAAACUGUAUUAUAAAUAAGGUGUAAAUGUCGAUUUCACACUAAUAAAGAUGUUUUAACAUGCAAUUUUGAAUGCAAAUUUAAAGUUGUAAAAUGAAUAAAUGUGACUAAUAAAACAUGUUUUAAAAAAAAA